AUGACAAAGACCACCGACGCUGACACCGGCCGCCUCAGGAAGCUGGUCGGCCGGCUUCUCCAUCACAGCUCCCAUGCGCACACGUCAAAUCCCGACGACUCAGAUGCUGGCAGCGGCGUCGCCACGCCUGAAUGGCUGGGCACCUACAGAGGGCCGUCACCAUCCGCCAGCUUCGCCAUGCCAAAGGGAUAUGGACGACACACGCAAAUCUCCCUCGAGCUCUGGACCGCCGCCUACAACUCCAUACGCGACAACUUGAGGUCUGCUGGUCUAGUGACGGUCUACGAAUCCAUCCUGUGCCAGGAACUGCCGCAUCAGUCCAUUGGCGGGAUCAACCAGACACUCCCGCGCUCAGAUGACGAAAGACUGAAGCAAUUGAUCAGAAUUACCGAAUCGGGACUGCGCAAGUGUCGUGGCGCCAAUUGCCCGAUAGACAACUAUGCUCGAGUCUUGGUCAAGAUGUCCAAGAGGAUAAUCAAGUCUGUCUGGGCCGACUAUCCCUCCACCGCCGUGGCCUGGUCUGGCAUUACUAUUCUGACACCGCUUCUACUUGGCCCGACAAUGCAGAUUGACGGCAUGAAGCGCGGUGCGGUGCAUGUCAUUGGACGCAUCCCGUGGUACAUGCACUUAUCAGAGCUGAUGCUCGCCAGCGGAUGGAAGAGUGACGCCGAUUUCAACAGAGAGCAAGCCGGAGUGAGGGAACGCCUGCUGAAGCUAUAUCGCAAAGUCCUCGAAUUUGAGAUGAACUGCGUAUGCGCCGCAGCCAGCACCUGGAACAACGCAGCCAAGAACGUGGUCGGAUGGCACGCGCUGGGAUCGCUGGUGCGCGACAUUGAGACGCUGGACGACGAGCUUGCCGAGAUCAUCAAAAAAUACGUUGCCAAGGGAGUGGCAGGAUCCAUUUUGAGAUACAAUUCGGAUCUGGAGCUGGAUCCAGUGGAGUGUCAAGGCUCUGCCAGAGUUGGGUCUACAAGCACUACCGGAACGACUGAGACAAUGGAAUCGCUUGAUCAAAGCAGUGAGCCCGACAGCCACCGGCCUUUCCAGCUUGACGCAAGCAGCACUGCAGAAACCAUUCCUGAGCCAGAGGGCGUCGACAGACUGAUGAAUAAACCUUCCACGGUGAGGGUUUGA
Molecule: messenger RNA, 1134 nt
Organism: Trichoderma gamsii
Lineage: Eukaryota; Fungi; Ascomycota; Sordariomycetes; Hypocreales; Hypocreaceae
Exons: 2
Coding region: 1-1134 (377 amino acids)
Source: RefSeq, a predicted model, not a curated record